AUGGGAGCAGUUAACUAUCUGAUGGAGAUCCACAGACGCAAGCAGUCUGAUGUGAUGAGGUAUUUACUUAGGAUUAGGGUGUGUGAGUAUAGGCAGCGAGGAGAGUGCUUCCGAGUUGAGAAGCCGACGUUUCUUGAUCGGGCAAGAAGCCUUGGAUACAAAGCAAAGCAGGGAUAUGUGUUGUAUGUGGCACGAGUGAAGAAGGGGAACUUGAAGAGAAACUAUCACAAUGGAAACACACGAGGAAAGUGUGUGAAUGCGGGGAUUGCUCAGAUCAAGCCUUCGCAGAGGAAGCAGGUGAAUGCGGAGAUGGUGGCAGGAAAGAAGUGCUCGAAUCUCGGGGUAUUGAAUUCUUACUGGAUUGGACAUGAUGCAGCGUAUAAGUACUAUGAGGUGAUAAUGGUUGACAGGCAUCACAUGGCAAUAAGGAAUGAUCCGAAGAUCAAUUGGAUUUGCAGGCCUACGAUGAAGCAUAGGGAAUGCCGAGGACUUACGUCUGCAGCUAAGAAGAGCAGAGGACUUGGGAAGGGAGUUCGAUACAACAAGUCUAAGGGAGGCUCUAUGCGGGCAUGCUGGAGAAGAAGGAACACGCUGGUUCUGCAGAAGUAUCGUUGA
Molecule: messenger RNA, 615 nt
Organism: Ordospora colligata OC4
Lineage: Eukaryota; Fungi; Microsporidia; Ordosporidae
Product: ribosomal protein L15
Exons: 1
Coding region: 1-615 (204 amino acids)
Biological process (GO): cytoplasmic translation
Cellular component (GO): ribosome; cytosolic large ribosomal subunit
Molecular function (GO): RNA binding; structural constituent of ribosome
Source: RefSeq, a predicted model, not a curated record